AUGAAAACUGGCUCGGGAAUUCAAGAUAUUUACUGUCCAAAGCUUUGGUACUACGAAUAUCUUACAUUUCUUGAUGAAAAAGAUCUUUCACAAAGAAUUGGUCAGGAUAGCUUGGAUGAUGGUGCUGGCAGUAGUGGAAGUAUUACUGGAAAUGAAACACAAAACGAUGGUUUCGCAGUUCCACCCACUAAAAUAAAGAAAAAAAAACAGAACCUCUAUACGAAGCAGUCUCAAAUUCUAGAUCAGGCUCAAAAAAUAUUAACAGGUAGUGAAAAUAAUGACUGGGAAGUAAUCGGGAAAUCAAUUGGACUUCAACUCAAAGUUCUAACUGAAGAACAAUCAGCCAUUGCGCAAAAAAUAAUAUCAGAUGCUCUCUUCUAUGCCAAAAUGAAAAAACUAACAAUAAAUUCUCAAAUAACUUUGGAACCUACAUAUCUACCCUCUCCAUCUCCACAACCGCACUUACCGCACAAGUCACCAUCCCAUCAGUACACAAUCACUCCAUCACCUUCUCCAUCUCCACAACCGCACCAGUCAUCAUCCCAUUGGUACACAAUCAUUCCAUCAUCCUCUCAUUCUUCACAGGCGCACCAUCCAUCUUCCACAAUGCAAUCAUACACUUCUUCAUAUCAAACAUCGACAUUUACUAGUAGUGAUUCAGACCAUAUUUCUUCAAAUUCAUUGCCAUUGUGUAAUGCAACAGAAACAGUUAUUAACGAAGAAUGUACAUAUUCUUUGGAACCUCCAGUAAUUAGCAUUCCAUCACCGCCCCAUUCCUCAACAUCUAAUUAUAUGCAGGGAGCUUUAAAAGACUUUAUUAUUUUUACUAAAAAAUAA
Molecule: messenger RNA, 837 nt
Organism: Parnassius mnemosyne (clouded apollo)
Lineage: Eukaryota; Metazoa; Arthropoda; Insecta; Lepidoptera; Papilionidae
Source: the annotation of a GenBank genome assembly